Vitis riparia (riverbank grape) is the source of this 459-nucleotide messenger RNA. RefSeq names its product alpha-mannosidase-like. Gene Ontology annotation, biological process: carbohydrate metabolic process. Bases 25 to 357 code for a protein of 110 amino acids. Gene Ontology annotation, molecular function: carbohydrate binding; alpha-mannosidase activity. The record is from RefSeq and is a predicted model, not a curated record. NCBI's taxonomy places the organism in Eukaryota, Viridiplantae, Streptophyta, Magnoliopsida, Vitales, Vitaceae. The transcript is spliced from 3 exons.
GAGUCCUGGACAACAUCUCAUUUGAUGAAAUCAAGUUCCAUGGAACCAAAUUACAGUUUACCCCUUAAUGUUGCUGUGAUUACUCUUCAGGCUGGUGAAGAUGUUGAAUAUUCUAGAAUGUCAAAAGUUGAACCAAGGAAGAUGUUUUCUACUAGGAAAAAGAUAAAGGAGAUGAGUUUGUCAACAAACCAAGAGAAGUCUGAGAUGACAAAGAAGACCUGGAAAGUUGAAGAUGACAGUGGAGAGGAACCAACUCCACUCAAAGGAGGUCCUGUGGAUAAUUCAACUCUUGUUGUUGAGCUUGGUCCAAUGGAGAUCCGUACUUUCUUGUUGAAAUUUGAAGGAGUUUUCAUUUGAGAUAUCAUCUUCAAUUUUUGGUUUAACUGAACUCUACAACAAUACUUGAUGGCAAUAUACUUUUGCUUAUAUAAUCCAUGAAGUUCUGAUUUUUCUGUUCAA